Molecule: messenger RNA, 6799 nt
Organism: Anguilla anguilla (European eel)
Lineage: Eukaryota; Metazoa; Chordata; Actinopteri; Anguilliformes; Anguillidae
Product: neurogenic locus notch homolog protein 3-like
Exons: 12
Biological process (GO): regulation of DNA-templated transcription; Notch signaling pathway; multicellular organism development
Cellular component (GO): membrane
Molecular function (GO): signaling receptor activity; calcium ion binding; Notch binding
Source: RefSeq, a predicted model, not a curated record
UGCAACCCCAGCAGCAGCUCAGACUGCAUACAGCUGCCCAACGACUACCAGUGUGUCUGCAAGCCCGGCUUCACUGGGCGAAGGUGCCAGUUCAGAUUCAGUGUGUGUGAGUCUCAGCCUUGCCUGAAUGGAGGUGCCUGCUCCGCCUCUCCCAGCACCGUCCAGGGCUACACCUGCACCUGCCAGCCUGGGUACACUGGGCCUACCUGUGAGCGGAGCCUGCUGUCGUGCCGGGAGCUUUCCUGCUACAACGGGGGGAGCUGCCUGCAGACGGCGCGGGGCCCGCGCUGCACCUGCGCCCCAGGCUUCGGCGGGCCCGACUGCCACCAGCGCAGCGGGGGGGGCUGCUCCGCCCAGCCCUGCCGAAACGGCGGCGUGUGCACCGAGGAGGCCGUCUUCCCCUUCUUCCGCUGCCAGUGCCCCGGCGGGACGUCCGGCAAGCGCUGCGAGCAGGGCGCGGCCGCGGAGCCCGCCUGCCCGCUCGCCGACUGCCACGGCAAGGCCGGCGACGGCGUCUGCGACAAGGAGUGCAACACGUACCCCUGCCGCUGGGACGGGGGCGACUGCUCGCUCACGCUCAACCCCUGGGCCCACUGCGACGACCCGCAGUGCUGGCGCGUCUUCAACAACAGCCAGUGCGACCCGGCCUGCGACAGGCCCCAGUGCCUGUACGACAACUUCGACUGCAAGAGCCGCGAGAAGAGCUGCAAUCCCAUCUACGAGCAGUACUGCAUGGACCACUACGCGGACGGGCGCUGCGACCAGGGCUGCAACACGCAGGAGUGCGGGUGGGACGGGCUGGACUGCGCCGCCAGCGUGCCGGAGGACCUGGCGGAGGGCGUGCUGGUGAUCGUGGUGCUGCUGCCGCCGGAGGAGCUGGUUCGCACCGGCCCCGCCUUCCUGCAGAAGCUCAGCUCCAUCCUGCGCACCACCCUGCGCUUCCGCCUGGACCACAACGGCGACGCCAUGAUCCGGCCCUACACCCGGCCCGAGGCCCGCGCGCGCCGCGAGCUGCACCCGCAGGCGGAGGUCAUCGGGUCCAUCGUGUACCUGGAGAUCGACAACCGGCUCUGCUCCCAGGACUCGGAGGACUGCUUCCCCUCCGCAGACUCCGCCGCCGGGUACCUGGCCGCCCUGUCCGCCACCGAGAUGCUGCGCUUCCCCUACCCCAUCAAACAAGUGCGCAGCGAGGUGCUCCCUCCCGGCAGUACAGACGUGCCGGACUGGGGCAAGCUGCUGCUGGUGGGCGUGGCCGGGCUCUUCCUGCUGGUGAUCCUGGGGGCGGGGAUGCUGAUCGCGCGGCGGAAGCGGGAGCACAGCACGCUCUGGUUCCCCGAGGGCUUCUUCCUCAAGAAGGAGACGAGCAGCAACAAGAGCCGCAGGGAGCCCGUGGGCCAGGACGCGCUGGGCAUGAAGCACAUGCCGAAGACGGUGGAGGAGUCUCUCCUGGGAGACCACAGCGACCAGUGGCUGGACACAGACUGCCCCGAAGCCAAGAGACUGAAGGUGGAGGAGCCCAGCGCGAUGUCGGACAGCGAGGACGCAGUGGACUGCAGGCAGUGGACGCAGCACCACCUGGCCGCCGCAGACAUCCGCGUGCCCCCCUCCAUGGCCCUCACGCCCCCCCAGGGGGAGUUCGACAGCGACUGCAUGGACGUCAACGUCCGGGGGCCAGACGGAUUCACUCCUCUGAUGCUGGCGUCGUUCUGCGGGGGCGGGCUGGAGUCAGACAUCCCGGAGGAGGAGGACCCCGAGGAGUCGUCCGCCAACAUCAUCUCCGACCUGAUCUACCAGGGGGCGUCGCUGAGCGCGCAGACCGACCGCACGGGCGAGACCCCCCUGCACCUGGCCGCCCGCUACGCCCGCGCCGACGCCGCCAAGAGGCUGCUGGACGCCGGGGCGGACGCCAACGCCCAGGACAACACCGGCCGCACCCCUCUGCACGCUGCUGUGGCUGCUGACGCGCAGGGCGUCUUCCAGAUCCUGAUCCGCACGCGCGCCACAGACCUGGACUCGCGGAUGUACGACGGGUCGACCGCGCUGAUCCUGGCUGCUCGGCUGGCUGUGGAGGGCAUGGUGGAGGAGCUGAUCACCUGCCACGCUGACGUCAAUGCCGUGGACGAGCUGGGCAAAUCUGCUCUGCACUGGGCCGCAGCGGUGAACAACGUGGAGGCGACGGUCGCUCUGCUGAAGAAUGGAGCCAACAAGGACAUGCAGGACCUGAAGGAGGAGACGCCGCUGUUCCUGGCCGCCCGGGAGGGCAGCUGCGAGGCGGUGCGGGUGCUCCUGAGCCACUUCGCCAACCGCGAGAUCACGGACCACAUGGACCGGCUGCCGCGCGACAUUGCGCAGGAGCGCAUGCACCAUGACAUCGUGCAGCUGCUGGAGCACCACGCCCUGUCCCCGCUGCUGUGCCCGCCGGGCGCCUUCAUGCACGGCCUCAAGCAGCCGCCGCAGGGCGGCAAGAAGAGCCGGCGGGCCGGCGCCAAGGGGGGCGUGGCCGGGCUGCACGGGGCGGGGCCGAAGGAGGCGGCGGCCAAGUGCCGCAGCAGGAAGCUGACGCUGGACAUGCAGAGCUCGCUGCUGGAGAGCUCGGUCACGCUGUCCCCCGUCGACUCGCUGGACUCGCCGCGCGGCGGCGCCAGCAACGCCGGCUACAUCACCAACCCCGCCUCCCCGGCCCUGCCCUCGCCGGGCCUCUUCCACCCCUCCCUCUCCGUGCCGGCCACGCCCAUGGUGCGCGGCGUGCUGGACGGCGGCGGGCCCUUCGCCGUCUCCCUGGCGCAGCUGGGCGACCUGGGCGAGGCGGGGCUCCCCAUGGGCCAGGCCCUGCAGGGCCACGCCCCCAUGACGCCGGGGGCGGGGCCCGGGGUGGGGGUGGGCGGCGCCCCGCCGGGCUACGUCCUGAACGCGGGGCAGCUGGGGCUGAGCCUGGGCAUGGUGAACCCGGUGAGCGUGCCCUUCGACUGGCACCGCAUGCCCCCCGCCUCGCAGUGCGGCCCGCAGGUCAUAGGCCUGGUGCGCUCCAUCAGCCAGAGCCCCGCCCUGCACCCGCAGAGCCCCGCCCUGCAGCAGCAGCAGCACAGCCUCCUCCAGCAGCAGCUGUUCCACAGCUCCCAGCAGCCCCUGCUGCAGCCCACGCCCAUCUCCGCGCCCCAGUCCCUCAGCCCCUCCCAGCUGCCCUCCAUCUCCGAGCAGCAGCAGCAGCAGCAGCAGCUCCACGGCCGCGCCAUGGCCCCCCUGGGCCGCUCCACCCCUCCCACCCCCCAGCAGGCCCCGCCUCCGCCCACCUUCUUCAAGCAGCAGGCUCCUCCUCCCCAGCCCAGCCAGGCACAGGCCCCUCCCCCGCAGCCCCUGCAGGCCCCGCCCCCCCAGGCUCCCAGCAGCAGCAGUGCCGGUCUGGAGGACUACCCCACCCCGCCCUCCCAGCGUAGCUACACCACCCUGGACACCACCCCCAAACACUACAUCCACCUGCCCAAUGAGCACCCCUACCUUACCCCCUCCCCAGAGUCCCCCGAGCCCUGGUCCAGCCCCUCCCCUCAGUGCGUGUCUGACUGGUCAGACUCCACCCCCAGCCCAGCCAACGCUGCCGCCGCCCAAACCCAGAUACCCCACACCCAGGAGUCCAACGGCAAGAUGCAGGUGUUCGCGUGAAGACCCCACGCGCCCCCUUAUCCCCAUCCCGCCCCCCUUCCCCACCCCCCAGUGAAGAAAAGAGAAGAAGCCCCUCUGUGGGAGGAGCUAUCCUGUAUUAACCCCCUCCUCUCCUUUCCAACGGUUCAUUUGGAUCGGGAUUGACUCUGAAAUUCCACCGCGCGCUUGUCUUCUGUGCAAGGCACCGGUCAGACAAAAACGGUAAAGGGAAAAUGUUUGUUGUCUUAAAAAGAGAAGACGAUUUAAUGAAGUAUGACUUUUUUAUAAUAAAGAAGAAAAAAAAAAACUAAGUCUUUAAUUUCAAAGACUGGGGGGACGCCCUCCUAACACUAACAAACUUUAAAAAGUAGAAGAGCAUAAUGGCAAACCUACGGAAAGAGAUCGGCCAUUUUUGGAUGUAUUUAUUGUGUGUUCCCGACUACAGCUUUCAUAGCAUCUCCACCCUCUCUCCUCCAAUACCGACCAUAGCAACACUGUGCACCCUCACCCCUGAUUGGCCCAGGUUCGGUCAUUACUUGAAGCAUCGCGGCCAAUCAGAGAUCAGUGUGCUUUUAGUGUGGUUAUAGCACGGCGCAAAAGGCGACGUGCUCUGAUCCUAUUGGCCAUAUCCACUAGCUUUUGGAUUGGUUAACUCUUGACCACACCCUCCCACUCCCAGGGGGUUUCAGUGUUAGAAUGGAAUCAGCUGUUAUGAGCACAAGAGUGUUGAGACUAGCUCAACACUACUAGCGUUGCUGAGCAUUGCCAGUCGGCCCCUGGACGAGUAAUGUUGACCGGCAGUCUUUCGCUGCCCUCAUAUCCUCUGCUCCCAUUGGCCAACAGAGUGCACCCUUUGCUCUGAUUGGUCCAUUACAGUGCAUACUCUAUUCCGAGUUCCCCAGGGGACGAUCUGAUGGAUGCCACAGGAGUAGUCACUCAUUGCAGCUCCAUCGAAAAAAAAAAAAAAAAGUUUUAAAAAAUUGUUUUUGCAUCGCUUGGCUCUUUGAGAGAGAGAGGCACAGUUUUAGUGUCGUCUUUAACUGAUUUUAUUUAUUCAGGCCAGACAAACAGAAAAAGGGAGGAAUCGGUAUCAUGAGCAAAUAAGCUUCCACAGUGGCUGGCCAAACAGCACAGAAUUACUGUUCUUUUAGAGCAAGCCCACACAUUCCAUGCCCGAGUGCCAGAAAAGGCCUUUCCCAAGCACUUCCAGGGACAUGCAGCAGGGGGCGACAGUGAGACAUUCCAACUGUGCUUUAGUGAUCCUGCUGGCUCAAUUUUUUUUUUUUUUUUUUCACAGAAUUUUGGCCAGUAUUGUGUAAUAAACUAAACCAUUAUAUAUUUUUUUUCUUUUCUUUUUUCAAUGAAAUGGGCAUAAAGAAAAAUGUUAAUUGCGAGUUCUCCAUCACAAGAGCCCACACUCAGUAUUCACCAAACUGGCGACUCUCUCCCUGCGUACACCCGGCUGGGUGGACCACAGGGGGGAAACUUCCCCCCCGUGCAGGAGGAGGGUCAGGGAGGUUGUGUAGGAGCUGGUGUCACAGCAGAACGUUUGUUCUUGGCUGUGGGGUUUUUCUUUUUUUUUUUUGUUUCUUUUUUUGUAUCAGUGUAAAUGUUUGGUUUUACCUGUACUACCGCUAGCUGUCACUGCCCGUCACUUGUGAUUUUGUUUAUUUUCGAUUGAAACUGAAACCACGGUAACCUGCCGAUUGAUGCCGUGGUGGACUAAGCUAUGUUGAUUGGCUGCUGCUUCCUAUCAGUCACACACAGACAUUCCAGACACUUGCCAGUUCCUCAGUGUUGCGCUGUAGUGUAAUGAUGUAGCUGGAAACACACACGCACACACACACACACACGCACACAAGCAUGCACGCACACACACACACAUUUUUUUGGGACUACUGCUACAUAAAGUCAUAAAAAAGGGCCCAAAUUUUUAUUAUUUUUUAUUAUCAGGGACGUCUGAGAUUUUGUACAUACCUUGUGUCCAUGUCAACACACAUAUGUACACACACACACACACACACACACACACACACACACACACAUUUUCCCUGUAGCCCACUAACAGAAAUAAGCUCAUGCUCACUCUCUGUCCAGCAAACUCUCAGUGGCACACAAACACAACUCUUUUUGCCUGUGCCAGUCCCUGCCCUGUCUCCAGGACCGCGUGGUCAGAGUUUCGGUGACGUUCACCCAGCUCCUGGCCGCGAGCCCCGGGCCCGUCGUGGUUAGGGCCCCGGUGGGUGUGUCGGGGGUGCUCUGGCCCCGUCACUCUUAAGAGAGGUGGUUUUUAUAGGCGUGCAGCGCACGUGCCUGCAUCUGUAGCACACCCCCCACGCCCACCGGUCGCGGAGACGACGGUCGGUGAUGAUGUCAUAAUGUGUGGGCGGAGCAAACGCUGCCAUGCAGUGCCGCCCGUUUUCUGGCGUCGUUCCCGCGGAGUCUCCCGGUCGCCCGGUUGCUAGGCAGCGAGGGGGCUCCAGGAGACAGGGAGAGACUUUUUUUUUUUUUUAAACUUGGGAGAACAAGAGCAGCAAUAUGCCCACUGCCUCCAUUUCCCAGCACGCACUGCCACGGAUGGACCCACCCACCUCACCCAUUUCCUAGCUCCAAUGCUGUAACAUGGCACAGAACCGGGCCGGUCACAUUCAGGCACAGGACACAGAAUUGACCAGUUGGACUCUGUAGAUCCAGCCCUCUGGUCUGGGUGAGUUCACUUAAUUUGGGUGGGAACCACUGCUCAGCAGUCAGACGCAUCGAAGACACACCCACUCCGUAUGAUUCAUACAUAAGUUCUCACACACUACAGCCUGUGUACAUUUCACCAUUUCCAGCUUCUGAUUGUAAAUAUGUUCGUCUGAAGUAGAUAUACUAGCUACCGAAGUCUUAUGUUUCUAAAAUGAUUAUUUACUAAAAAUGAGAAAUAAAAAAAUGUGUACUUCCUAUUAGCAUUAUUGUGAAGUUGAGGAUGUGACUGACGUUGCAUUGGUCUUGUAUCAUUAGAAACAACCAUAGAUUAUUUUUUCUAUCAUUUAUUAUUAAUUCUUGUACUUGUUUAAAAGUAGUUUGAAAUCAUUGUACAGAAAUACCGUUCCACAAUGUUUGUAUGAAACAGACAAGCUGUAAAAUAAGUUACUGCUAAUAAAAUAUGUAGGUGACUACA